Messenger RNA from Podospora pseudocomata, 318 nucleotides. RefSeq lists its product as uncharacterized. Lineage: Eukaryota; Fungi; Ascomycota; Sordariomycetes; Sordariales; Podosporaceae. The transcript has a single exon. The coding region runs from base 1 to 318 and encodes 105 amino acids. The record is from RefSeq and is a predicted model, not a curated record.
AUGGCGCUCAUGCCGCCUCGGUGUCCCGCCCCGGAUUUGCGGAUGGAUCAAAGGGCAGAAAAUGCUUUGCUUGUGCUUAUUGCGAGGUGGGAUUGGCCAUUCUCGGGUACGGUAGAGACGUCUCCCACCGCCAUUUCGAAGCACAGAAUCUUCCGACCCCAGCCUUGGGUCUCUUUUGGCACCGUUAGUGCUUCACCGACGGUCUGGUUCCUACGCCGAACGGAGGUUAGACGGAUGCCACAGUGCAGUUUCGGCACACUGGAUACCAGACAAGACUUCAGCAGAACAGCACCGAGUCACAGACGGAUGACACGGUAG